AUGCAUCACCGAAACAAGCUGGCCGACGAUCAACUCCGCCCAAGAAGGCUCUGCGAAUUUCACGUACUGCGAGCGAGUCAUUUGACAGCGCGCUAUCUCGACUCCCAUCUCGUUCGCCGUCCGAAUCAUGCUGACGCCGAACCAUUCAUGGAUGCUGAUGAGACCCUUCAACAAUCUGUGAGAUCGCUUCACCAAAGUCGACACCCGCUAGAGUCCACGGCCGCCCAAGAUGUGGAUGCCAGUCUUCCUAGUCCUAGACUGUCCCCCAAGUUGACGGCUGUAAAGACCGAGCCCAACGACUCGCUGACUGUCGAUGAGGACGAGGAAUCGCCGUCUCUUGGCCCUCACCAACUCCUUUGGAACGGCGAUUCUCAGAUAACCACCACUGACGACUCGGAAAUAACAUCACCUGGAGCCCUCGUGACAGGCCAUCGCGGUCAACUCAGCAGACACUCUGGUACACCACCGCAUCUCCUUGAUCCACGAACCAUGCUCGAGUCAUUUGAUGCCAUGCCAUCUGAUAUGAAGACUCUGAUGCUCUAUCAGUUCCUCCGUCGCUGUCCGCGAAAGACGUUGCGGAUAGUUGCCGACGUUGUCAACCCAUCCCUACAAUGCGAUUUCCUGAAGCAACUUCCCCUUGAGCUCAGCUACCACGUCCUAUCCUACCUCGACCACAAAGAUCUUUGUCGUGCGACUAGGGUCUCCAAGCAUUGGCGGAACCUCAUCGAUAGUAACGAGACGGGCUGGAAAGAGCUUUUUGACCGCGAUGGGUUCAAACUUCCUGCGGGCGAGCUAGAAAAGGCUAUCCGCCAGGGAUGGGGAUGGCAGGACCCCGAUGGACCCGAGGGUUGCGAAGUUGACCUUAGUGCGCAGCGGCGACUCAACUCCACCGAGGCGGAACUAACACAGGUGAUCUGCAAGACGGAGCCAACGUCCCGGCUAAGGAGCUCGAAGCGCAAGCGUGGCCUCAGCACCAUCUCGGGUGUCGACCGAUCCAAGAGGCGAGCCAGCUCUAGCGUCGCCUUCAAGGACUCGAACAGCCAGCUGGAACCCGGACAACAUAAAUCGGAGGGACCCUUGUCCGCCGCCAACGCCGCUGUCCUAGCCGUACCUGACCCACAGUUGGGCCUUGCGAGCCUGCGCAGGCUCCAUCUUUUCAAGUCACUCUAUCGACGGCACCACAUGAUCAGGGAGAGUUGGACGAGUGGAAAAGUCCAGCCAUCCCACGUUGCCUUUACCGCGCACCCGCGACACGUCAUCACCUGUCUACAGUUCGAUGACGACAAGAUUAUCACAGGCAGUGACGAUACACUCAUCCAUGUUUAUGAUACAAAAACGGGCAAGCUGAGGAAGCGUCUUGAAGGCCACGAGGGUGGCGUCUGGGCACUUCAGAGAUAUAUCCAGACGGGCCCACCGGCCAACGACAGCGACUGCCCGUAUUUUAUCCGCACUCUUACCGGCCAUACCCACUCAGUGCGUGCUAUCGCGGCGCAUGGCGAUACUCUUGUCAGUGGAAGCUACGACCACUCGGUACGGGUGUGGCGCAUCAGCACCGGCGAAUCCUUGCACGUUUUACACGGUCACACCCAAAAGGUUUACAGCGUCGUCUUGGACCAAGAUCGCAAUCGGUGCAUCUCGGGCGCGAUGGAUUCCCUUGUCAAGAUUUGGGACCUUGCCACGGGGGCUUGCCUCUACACUCUUGAAGGACACAAUUUGCUCGUCGGCAUCCUGGAUCUUCGCGAUGAGAGACUUGUCUCUGCUGCGGCCGAUAGCACUCUGCGGAUUUGGGACCCGGAGAAUGGCCGCUGCAAGAAUGUGCUAUCAGCCCACACCGGCGCGAUCACCUGCUUCCAGCACGACGGCCGCAAGGUGAUUUCGGGCAGCGAGAGAACUGUGAAAAUGUGGGAUAUCGCGACGGGUAACUGCCUUCAAGAUCUCCUGACAGAUCUCGGUAGUGUCUGGCAGCUAAAGUUUGACUAUCGACGAUGCGUGGCCGCCGUUCAACGCCAGUCGAUUACAUAUAUCGAGAUUCUCGACUUUGGCGCUGUUCGUGAUGGCAAACCACCAGAAGAGCUAGGCAGGAGAAUCCUGCUCGACGAGGCGGAGGUCCGACGUCUCAUGGAAGAGGAUGCAUAG
This is a messenger RNA of Parascedosporium putredinis, 2136 nucleotides long. NCBI's taxonomy places the organism in Eukaryota, Fungi, Ascomycota, Sordariomycetes, Microascales, Microascaceae. The record is from the annotation of a GenBank genome assembly.